AUGGACAUCAGGAAAGACAAGGUCUUGCAUGACUUGACGUCUUCCCGUGGGUUCUGUCUAGCCUUGCUCCGGUUGCUUCGAGUGCAGCCCAAUGGAAUGAUAUGGGGCGGCAACCCUUGUGCUAGUUGGGUUUGGAUAAGUGCAUCUACGACGAAGCGACGCAGCCGCGAACAUGGCAUUUUCGGAGAUGAAGGGCUGGAAGGGGUGCGGGUUGCUAAUUGUUUAGCAGCCCGCUUUGCUCUAUUGGCCAUGGUGGCCAUUGUUAAUGGUGUUUGGUGGUCUGUAGAACAGCCAUCUUCAAGCUGUCUUCCCAAGUGCCCCUACGUGGCCCACGUCAUGACCAACAUGGCACCUACGUGGUACUUGCGAACGUGGAUGGGGGCAUUUAACCACUUCUGUAGUAAACCUACAGCAUUGUUUGGAUCAUGGCCAUUGCUUGAAGAACUUAAAUGCCGGCUUUCACAAGCAGAACAAAAGUCAUUGAGGGAGUCAUCGGCUGGCAUGUAUACCAAGAAGAGAUUACCGGAUGGACGGGUGAGGGUUACUGGAGGAAAAAGGCUGAAAGAAAGUGGAGCUUACACACCGGAGUUUGGAAAGCGCGUCGCUCAACUAUUUAAAAAGGGCGCAGUUUCAGCAUCGCACCUUGCUGCACAGCGACAACGAUCUCUGUGGAAACUAGAAGGCCCUAAGGGCUUUGAGCAGCCCUUGGAUUGGAAACAUGCUGACUUACCAGCUCUUCGGCAGUUCCUUUUGGAGGAGAUUGCAGCCAACAGGGUCGAUUGGACACACCUGGCGGGACCCUUGUGGGACCUGGUGGGGCCUAGUGGGGGCUCUGGGUGGGCUAGGGAGCAGAGCGUGACGCCGCGUGACGCCGCGUGA
Molecule: messenger RNA, 879 nt
Organism: Cladocopium goreaui
Lineage: Eukaryota; Dinophyceae; Suessiales; Symbiodiniaceae
Source: the annotation of a GenBank genome assembly